Messenger RNA from Penicilliopsis zonata CBS 506.65, 546 nucleotides. RefSeq lists its product as hypothetical. Gene Ontology annotation, molecular function: protein-folding chaperone binding; ATPase activator activity. The transcript has a single exon. Gene Ontology annotation, cellular component: mitochondrion. The record is from RefSeq and is a predicted model, not a curated record. The annotation marks the transcript as partial. Gene Ontology annotation, biological process: protein complex oligomerization; [2Fe-2S] cluster assembly. Lineage: Eukaryota; Fungi; Ascomycota; Eurotiomycetes; Eurotiales; Aspergillaceae.
ACCAACUACUACACGAUCUUCGCACGGACGAUUCCCACGGGCCCGCCGCCGGCAUCCGCGUUCGAGAUCACGCCAGCCGACCUGCGGCGCGAGUUCCUCCAACUGCAGAGCGGGAUCCAUCCAGACAAGUACCCCGCGGGACCCCUGAAGCAGCGGGCCGAGGCGCUAUCCGCGCGCAUCAAUGAGGCUUACCGGACGCUGCUGGACCCGCUACAACGUGCGCAGUAUCUUCUCCGCGAGUGGCACGGGGUUGACGUGACGGCGGAGGACGGGGCGACCAAGCACGCACUGGACAGGGAGACGCUGAUGGAGGUGAUGGAGGUCCAGGAGGCCAUCGAGGAGGCCGGCGCGCAACCAGAGGCAGAGACGGUCAUCGCCGCGCUGCAGCGCGAAAACGAAGGCCGUAUCGCGGCAUGUGUCGCGACGCUAGGCGACGCUUUUUCUCGCAGCGAUAUCGAGACAGCCCGGCAGGAGUGUGUUCGGCUGCGCUUCUGGUAUAGUAUCAGAGAGGGGCUGAGGGAGUGGGAGCCAGGCAGGACGGAGAUU